Kogia breviceps (pygmy sperm whale) is the source of this 2899-nucleotide messenger RNA. RefSeq names its product transmembrane protein 62 (gene TMEM62). NCBI's taxonomy places the organism in Eukaryota, Metazoa, Chordata, Mammalia, Artiodactyla, Physeteridae. The record is from RefSeq and is a predicted model, not a curated record. Gene Ontology annotation, molecular function: hydrolase activity.
UCCGACCCCGCACACGAGUGCCGCGCCCCGGCGGGCGGAAUGGCCGCAGCUCUGGCCGUCAGGGUGGUCGCCGGGCUGGCGGCCGCGACCUUGGCGGCAGUGCUCUUGGAGCACUACGGCCUGGCCGGGCCGCCCUCGCCACUGCCCCAGCCCCGCACCCCCCGGAGCCCGCACCCUGCGCCGGGCCUCGGAGCCAGCAACAUCUUCUGGGGUCUGCAGAUAUCCGACAUUCACCUGAGCAGGUUUCGCGAUCCAGGCAGAGCUGUAGACUUAGAGAAGUUCUGUUCUGAAGCUAUUGACAUCAUUCAACCAGCUCUCGUCCUAGCAACAGGAGACCUGACAGACGCCAAAACAAAGGAAAAUUUGGGAUCUAGGCAGCAAGAGGCAGAAUGGCAAACUUACCAGGGUAUUCUGAAGAAGACAAGGGUCAUGGAAAAAACCAAGUGGCUCGAUAUCAAAGGAAAUCAUGAUGCAUUCAACAUUCCAAGUCUGGAGAGUGUUGAGAAUUAUUACAGGAAAUAUUCUGCUGUACGUAGGGAUGGCUCUUUCCAUUACGUCCACAGUACUCCCUUUGGCAACUAUUCUUUCAUCUCUUUGGAUGCCACCGUAAAUCCAGGGCCUAAGAGACCUUUUAAUUUCUUUGGAAUUUUAGAUCAGAAACAGAUGGAGGAUCUUUUAUUACUGGCCAAGGAAAGUAGUCAGAGCAACCACAGUAUUUGGUUUGGACACUUUACAACAUCCACUAUCCUUUCUCCAUCACCAGGAAUUCGGUCCAUAAUGAGUUCGGCUACAGCUUAUUUGUGUGGGCACCUCCACACACUUGGUGGACUGAUGCCUGUUUUGCACACUCGUCACUUCCAGGGCACUUUGGAACUUGAGGUGGGAGACUGGAAGGAUAACAGAAGGUACCGGAUCUUUGCUUUUGAUCAUGACCUCUUUAGCUUUGCAGAUUUGAUCUUUGGCGAGUGGCCUGUGGUUCUUAUCACUAAUCCUAAAUCACUCCUCUAUAGUUCUGCUAAACAUGAACCACUAGAAAGACUCCUUCACUCAACACACAUCAGAGUCUUGGCGUUUUCCUUAUCUUCCAUUACUUCAGUUGCAGUUAAGAUUGAUGGAGUUCAUUUAGGGCAAGCUAGUCAUUUGUCUGGUCCUAUUUUCAUACUAAAGUGGAAUCCAAGAAACUACAGUAAUAAGACACAUAACAUAGAAGUAAUCGUCCAGGACUCUGCUGGAAGAAGUAAGAGUGUUCACCACAUAUUUUCUGCUCGAGAGGACAUUCACCUCAGGUUUGAUCCUCUGGCAUCAUUUAUUCUCCUUACUGACCAUUGUAUUGUGGCCCGGGUCCUUUUUGUGAUGAUUGUGGUGAUCCAGCUCAUCAUUCUCAUUACUUUUCGGUAUCGAGCAUAUCCAGAGCAUAAAGGACCUCCAGGAUUUGUAAAUUUGACCUCAUUUUCCCUUCAUGUCUUGAGCAAAAUAAGCAUCUUCUACCAUUCUGUGUUGUUGCUGACACUUUAUACAGUGCUGGGACCAUGGUUUGUUGGUGAAAUCACUAAAGGCAAAGUGGGUUGCUGCUUUUCCUUUGGGAUCUUUGUUGAUGGACAUUUCCUACAAGGCAGUGUAACGUUUAUAGUUGGAAUUCUCCAGCUGGUGUUUUUUAACAUCCCCUUGAUGGUUUACCUGUGUUGGAGCUUGCUACAGCGGUGCUUUGGUCACAGCUUCAGGUCUCAUCUCUAUCAAGGAAAAUACUUGAAAAUUAUACCUGUUCACCUACUUAUGUUACUGCUGUACAUCUGGCAGAUUUAUUCCUGCUACUUUCUUCAUAUGACAUAUGGUACUCUAGCUUUGUUAUUCUCCCCUUUGCGGACCUGGUUGACACUGGUGACGCCUGUUCUCAUUCGUUGUGUGUGGACACUGAACUCUGCCGAGCUUGGAACCUUCAUAGUGCAGUUAAAAAGCCACCUGAGCUCCUGAAGGCCCUGUCUCAUCAUCCACCUGUGUCACCCAGGCCUCUGCCCCAGCAGCAGGCGGAAGGCCAAUAUUGGUGGCCAAGCCUUGGACGUUCCUUGUAUGCCUGGGAGUUGAGGGGAUUACCCACUACUGAUUCCUGCAGAAUGGACUGCAGAAAAUUCUCUAAAUAAUGCCAUGAUUCCUUCCUUCCCCAAGAAGGCAAAGGGUUGAUUUACUUUUGUGAAGAGAAAGCCCUAAUCUAGGAGAUCCACAGGCCAGGGGCUGGUGGGUAUGGGAGUAUCUGUGAUGCACCCAGUGUGUGUGGUUUUUUUUAAAGAUGUUGGGGGUAGGAGUUUAUUAGUUAACUUAUUUAUUUUUGCUGUGUUGCGGCUUUGUUUCUGUGCGAGGGCUUUCUCUAGUUGUGGCGAGCAGGGGCCACUCUUCAUCGCGGUGUGCGGGCCUCUCACUAUCGCGGCCUUUCCUUGCAGAGCACAGGCUCCAGAAGCGCAGGCUCAGUAAUUGUGGCUCACGGGCCUAGUUGCUCUGCGGCAUGUGGGAUCCUCCCAGACCAGGGCUCGAACCCGUGUACCCUGCAUUAGCAGGCAGAUUCUCAACCACUGUGCCACCAGGGAAGCCCCGGGAAGCCCCCCAGUGUGUUUUUUACGUUACCUCAUGUAAAGUACCUAGCACAGUGUCUGGAACUCAGCAGUCUGUAAGGGCGCCACUUAAGGGGCAGGGAACCAGUGCAAACUUGGGCCUGACCCUGACUACCCUUGAUUAGUUCCCAGUCCUCUUUUCCAGCAGGGUUAUGGGCUGUCUGCUUCCUCAGUCGGGGGUGUUUUCGAGUAAUCAAAUAUCAAUAAAUGAAUGAUCAAUAAGAAAUAACUCGGUCUGGGACUUGCCUGUGUCGCUGGGGCGGGGCAGGGCGGGGCGGGAGGAGGUGUAGCAGCGC